ACGCGGCGCGGCGCCCUGUGGAGCCUUCCCCGGGCCUGCUGCCUGCACGGGCACUCUCGGGGGCUGGGGCGGGCCCGGGAGAGAGCAGUGUCCCGCGGCGGAUAAAGUGGGAUUGGGAUAGGGGAGCUUCCUCGCAGCCAGCUCUACCAGCAGACGAGCGGCUUAAUCCGGGGCUGGUUAGUCUGAGAUCUCGCUUGCACCGAGCAAGUGCAGGACAAGCUCAGGUAGGACUUGGACUAGUCCCAGAGACUGAAAAGUGAAAAUCAUGGACGAUAAAAGACGGAGAGCCAGAGUACAGGGCGGCUGGGCAGGUCCUCUGAAGAGCAGAGCAGCCUCCCGUGCAACUCCAGAGGCUUCUCUGGCCCGGAACAAUGUUACUGUGGGCACUGGGCAGGCCUGGAUGAGAAGAGAACAGCUUCCACUUGAAAAACCAUACAUAUUUAAAGAAUCAACAAAGAUGGAACGCAAAGCUCCAGAAACUCGAGUGAUAGACAAACAGGGCCUCUAUGAGAUCAGCACGUCACCAACAGGAGCGUCUCGCAUUAAUUUGAUUCCUGGAUUUAUUGACUCCAAAGAAGCAGACUGGAUGUUUGAGCAGCUCCUUCAAGAGAUACCUUGGGGGCAGAGAACUCAUAUUAGACAGGACCUGUCUUUUGAGGAGCCCAGGCUUACAUCUUGGUAUGGGGAGCUUCCUUACACUUACUCCAGAUUAACGAUGAACCCAAAUCCACAUUGGCACCCUCUGCUGACCUCAUUGAAGAAGCACAUUGAAGAGGUCACCAGUCACACCUUCAACUCUCUCCUUUGCAAUCUGUACCGAAACGAGAAGGACAGCGUUGACUGGCACAGUGAUGAUGAGCUGUCAUUGGGGAGAAAUCCUGUCAUUGCCUCACUCAGUUUUGGUGCUACACGGAUUUUUGAGAUGAGGAAGAAACCCCCACCUGAAGAGAGUGGAGAUUAUACGUAUGUGGAAAGAAUACGGAUUCCACUGGAUCAUGGCACUUUACUGAUGAUGGAGGGAGCAACUCAGGAAGACUGGCAGCAUCGGGUGCCUAAGGAAUAUCAUGCUAGGGAAGCACGGAUCAACUUGACCUUCAGGACCAUUUAUCCAGAACAUGAGGGAUUUUGAAAGUGAAUGACGGCAACUGCUUUGAGCAUUACUGGAUAUAUGUUUAUGGCAGAUGGAAAACCUUGGACUUUCUACUGCUGUUGUGGAGCAAAAAAACCAUAGUGGAUUCAGAGUUACUUUCAAACAGAUGAAACAGAGAAGAGAAAGAAGUUGCUGUCUUGGAGAUUAGUGACAGUCAGAAGCUUCCUGUGACGCAUGUAUUACAGCAUUUUGUUUUCAGAAAUGAUAUAUAAUAACAACUGACACUAAAUCAUAGUUUUUGGUUGGUUUAUUUAACCGUUUUCAUAAAAGGAGACUGGUCAGUCUUUUAUGAGGUAAAAGUGCUUACAUGGAAUUAAAGCUCUUAAAGUUUGCCUACCAUGUGGAAAGAAGAUUCAGUAAGCAGGGUUUUUGGUGUUUUCUCUUGAUACAAUACAAAUUGAUUCAUACAGUCAAGACAAAGAUUGAGAUUCUUUUUCCUUACGAUAAUAUUAGUAAAAUGUGACAGGUUACAGGCCUAUGUGUAAGAAUAAGCAUACUUUGCACUUCUACAUCAUUGACUCAGGAAAGCAGAGCACUUGGAAUGUAUCUGGAUAUUCUAUGCUGCUUUUCAUUUAUGAUUACAAAGUAGUUUAUAAAGAAGGGAUAAAUAUCAUUAUUGUUGUUUGUGUUAUAGUAUCAUAGAGACCCCAGAAGAGAGCAAGGCUCCAUUUUGCUGGGUGCAUUACAGUCUUUGUCCUGAAGUUCUCAUCUACAUGGGCAGAACAGGCAGAGGUACGAACAGAAACAAGUGCAGAGGAGAGAAGUGAUUUAGCCAAGAGUUGCAAGUCAGUGGCAUAACUGAAGAUAGAACACAGAUCUCCCAACUGCAAACUCCUAGCUGGCCUUAACUGUUAGAACAAGUUGUGUCAUUGUUUUAAUAUUAACAAAUAAAGUCUUGCUGCACCCUGGUGAGCUUUAUGAAUAUUUUCUGUAAUGUUGUAGAUAAGAGAACUAAGGUGCCAAGAGACAGGUUGCUUUUGAGAAGGCGAUGAAAUAAUUGGGUGCCUCAUGUUUUCGAGCAUCCCUAUUUGAGACAUUUUGGCCCUUUUUCUUUUCCCAUAUACUGAUGACUUGUAAAUCCUGUUAGCUUUAUUUAGAGUUGUGAGUGCUCAGCACUUUUUGAAGAUCAGAACUCUUGCUACUAAAAUGAACAACCAAAUUCCUAGCUACUUCUCAAGAUUUGCAUCCGAGUUAUUUUUCUUUUCUAGCACAGUGAGGGAAUGGCAGCUCUAUAAAUAGAGCUUCGAACUUGCGACUUUCCCUUCUGUGCUCUUACCAGUAGAGGUUGCUUCCAAAUGUAUACAUAUUCAGAGGAGUUCAAUGUCCUACGGAAAAUUUCCAUCAAACUGCUGGAGUUAGAUUGUCAAACCACCCAAACUUAGGUAGUUUUCCUGGACCAUUUUAAAGAUUGCCUUCCCUAGCUGCCUUGAUCCGUGUUGGAACCAUUAAACUGAUGAUCACUGCACCUAUGCAAAGACAGAAGCACCAUGGGUAUGGCUGAGUACCCAGUAUAGUCAUUUGGCCAUUAACUAUGGCAGGCUGUAAGAUGGUUAUGUGUUCACUUGCUAUAUAAAGGAGGGGCUGUGCAUGGAUAAAUAUCCUGUGUGUUGUCACUCAUCAGCUAUGUUAGGCUGGGUGAUGCCUCUCUCUGGUGUCAGAGCAAAUCAGCAGUUAGAAAAAGCCUAUCCUCUUUUUCUUAGCCAGUGCUGUCUUCUGCAUUGUGGAUGAAAAUUGCUCCCUGUUGAGAACACUCAAGUGACUAAUAGUCUAUUAUGCAUAAGUUUUGACUGUUAUUGGUUAUAGUAAAAGAUAGGUUCUCAUGCCACUGCAGUGCUUGGACUCCAAAAUUAAGCAGAAUUGAUUUUUGUGUGUGUAGUACAAAAGUAUAAUACUGUUCUGUUUGCCCAAAACACUGUACCCCAUUCAAAACAGCUUGCACUUAUAAAACACACAACAGUAAGGUAGGUAUGCCAUUCAAAUUAUACGCCCCAUUCUGAUCAGAGAUGUGUUUCUAUAAGAUUUUACCAUAAGUUUCCUGAUCUUUUCCUUGACUUAGUUUCUCACUUUCAGAUCCAAGUCUUGGUGUGUUUGCUAGAACUAUUGAAAAUUAGUGUUGAAGCAUGCAGACAUACUCUCUGCUUUUAAUUGGCACUUGGUGCUGUGGGUAGAGUCCUGAUUCCAUGUUUGAGCGACACCAUUCCAAUAAAAAACUAUUUCUCAUUAA
This is a messenger RNA of Alligator sinensis (Chinese alligator), 3374 nucleotides long. It is a transcript of the gene ALKBH3, whose product is annotated as alkB homolog 3, alpha-ketoglutaratedependent dioxygenase. The record is from RefSeq and is a predicted model, not a curated record. Gene Ontology annotation, cellular component: nucleus. Gene Ontology annotation, molecular function: dioxygenase activity. Gene Ontology annotation, biological process: DNA repair; DNA alkylation repair. Bases 266 to 1129 code for a protein of 287 amino acids. NCBI's taxonomy places the organism in Eukaryota, Metazoa, Chordata, Crocodylia, Alligatoridae. The transcript has 10 exons.